AUGUAUAUUUCAAACUCUAAUAAACACAUUGACUACUUACUAUUAUGGAAUAGAAGCAUCAGUGUUAACAUGAGUUUGGGAUUCUUUCGGGGUUUGUUAUCGAAGAAAAACCAACCACAAAUAUCCGAAAUUUCCACGCCAAUUAGCGUGACAAAGAACUAUCAUGUUUCGUACGAUACGACCACGAAGACAUUUCAUGGACUGCCGCCUGAGUGGGAAGAACAAGUGAAAAGUUUAUUUGCUCAUUCGAAACCUGAAGAUAAAGCUCGAGUCAUGACUUGUGCACUUAAAGUUAUUCAACAAACCAUGCGAGAAAAUCGUAAUCCAACGAAACAUAUGCGUAUUCAAGACAAUGCUCAUCCCGAUGGUAUAUCAUAUGAAUCAGGUGAUGAAUUUAGUGAAGCGGAAAGUGAUUUGAGAUUAUCACAAGAAAAGUUGGAUGAUAGUGGAGUUCAUUCGUCACCUGCAAAAGAUUUAAGUGCUACUCCGUCGGGGCCUAAGAAAUAUUCUACUACUGGUCCGCCUCAACAGAUCAAUAUGAACCUAUCACAAGAUUUUAUGAAAGAAUUAAAACGUGCUACGAUAGGUCGUAAAAAGAGUCUUGAUGUGUCCAAUGGAAAAUCUGACGAUGAAAGUCACGCAUCAGAAUCAUCAACACCAAGUAAUUCUCGUCCAACUACACCUGUUGCUAGUCGGACUCGGGAAGCCGGUGUCAACAAUCUUGUCUACUCAAUCGAUCGCGAUACUUUGGUUAAUGAACCUAUCGAACAACCUCCAGUUAGAGAACCUCAGACACCGUCAUCUUCAAACAAACGUUUACCACCUCCUCCGAUACCGGUUCGUAAUCCUAUCAAUAAUAAUACCACAGCAAUGAACAGUAAUCAUGAGAAAAGUCCGAAAACACCCGAUCAACCACCUGAAUUACCACCGAAAACGAGUCGAGCUGUAGUCGCAGCUGGUAAAUUCGCUGCUACAACUCACAAUGCCACACUUAACAAUAAACCGAACCCAACUAUUAAUAAAGAAAAUCAUCAAGCAGGAACAUCACCGGUAGGAUCAACGUCGACAAAUCAAGAUGUAAAAUUAGUACCAAGACAAAAACCAAAAUCUAAUCGAAGGAAAAUGACAGAAGAAGAGGCAAUCAAUGAACUUGAACCUGUUGCGGGCAAGGAUGAUCCCACAACAAGAUUUCUUAUCAAGAAGAAACUUGGCUCCGGAGCUGCAGGUGAUGUCGAUUUAGCUCUAGACACGAAAACAAACACAAAAAUUGCUAUUAAACGAAUGCUUUGGUCGAAACAACCUCGUAAAGAAUUGAUUGUCAGUGAAAUUCAUGUUAUGAAAAACUGUCGGUUUCGUUCGAUUGUCAAUUUUCUUGAUUGUUAUCUAAGACCCAAUGAAUUGUGGAUCGUCAUGGAAUAUAUGAAUGGUGGACAGUUAACACAAAUCGUCGAACAAACAGUACUUGACGAAGGACAAAUGGCUGCGGUAACAAAAGAAUGUUUAGAAGCAUUGCAAUUCCUACAUAGCAAAAACAUUAUUCACCGUGAUGUAAAAUCUGAUAACGUGCUUGUUGGAUUUGACGGUUCAGUCAAACUAACCGAUUUCGGUUUUUGUGCUCAAUUAGCAAAUACCGAAAGUCUACGAACAACAAUGGUAGGAACUCCUUAUUGGAUGUCGCCAGAAGUGAUAAAAAAACUUAAAUAUGAUCGAAAAGUUGACAUAUGGUCACUGGGUAUUUUACUGAUUGAAAUGAUCGAUGGUUCUCCUCCAUACAUAAACGAACAACCGUUUCGUGCGAUGUGUAAAAUCGCCAUGCAAGAAGAGCCACCUACAAUUACUGCUGAAUCUCAAGCACGUGUAUCCUCCGACACUAUGAAUUUUCUUAAACGUUGCCUAACAAUCGAUCCUCAACAACGUGCUGACACUUAUGAACUUCUGGAACAUUCGUUCAUCAAACGUGCGAAACCUCUCACUUCACUUUGUCCAAAUAUCAAAGCUGUUUGCAAGGGUGAUACCGAUUAG
Adineta ricciae is the source of this 2022-nucleotide messenger RNA. The record is from the annotation of a GenBank genome assembly. Lineage: Eukaryota; Metazoa; Rotifera; Eurotatoria; Adinetida; Adinetidae.